UCAGAGACAGAGUCCACUCCACUGGUCGCUGUCUCCGCAAGUCCGCGUCAUUUGCAGCCAAAACCAUCGCCGCCUCGCCUCCCCUCUCUCCCCGUCCCCGUCGCCCUCCUCGAUCGACCGCAAGCCCGAUUCGAUUCGGUUCGAGCCGCCGCGGCCGGAAGGAAUCUCGCGGGCCAGAGGAGGAACAACCCCCUGGCCGAAUCGGCGAUGGCGACCCACCCGGCCUCCCCGACCGCCGGCGCCGGCGGCGACAGGUCGCCGUCCGGGCCGCCGCCGGUGCGCCUGUCCGCGGCGCAGGCGAUGGCGGCGAUCCAGCCCACCUCACCGCGGUUCUUCUUCUCCUCGCUGGCCGCGGCCUCAGCCGCGGCGUCCUCCCCGCACCGCCGCAUCGGCAUCGCGGUGGACCUCUCGGACGAGUCCGCCUUCGCCGUCAAGUGGGCCGUCCAGAACUACCUCCGCCCCGGGGACGCCGUCGUGCUGCUCCACGUCCGCCCCACCUCCGUGCUCUACGGCGCCGACUGGGGCUCCAUCCCGGUCUCCGUCGACGACGAGCCCGACGCCGGCAUCGCCGAGGGCGCGGCGCGCGCCGCGGCCGCCUCCGGGGAGGAGGAGACCGAGCCCGAGGAGGCGAAGAAGAAGCGGGAGGAGGACUUCGACGCCUUCACCUCCACCAAGGCGCAGGACCUCGCGCAGCCGCUCGUCGUCGCGCAGAUCCCCUUUAAGAUCCACAUCGUCAAGGACCACGACAUGAAGGAGCGCCUCUGCCUCGAGGCCGAGCGCCUCGGCCUCUCCGCCUUGAUCAUGGGCAGCCGCGGCUUCGGCGCAUCGCGCAGAGCCGGCAAAGGGAGGCUCGGGAGCGUCAGCGACUACUGCGUGCACCACUGCGUCUGCCCCGUGGUGGUUGUGCGCUUCCCGGAUGAUGCUGCGGGAGCUGGUUGCGGCCAUGCUUUCGGGGAUGAGCUGCGCACGGUGCCUGAAAAUGAACCUGUGUACCAUGAGGCCCCAGAGGCGCAGAAAGAGAAAUGAGGGAAAGAGCAGGGCACCCGGCCACGAGAAGGAGAAAGCAGAGGCCUUCACGUCGGCAGCUAGCCCUUGGUGUAUUAUGAGUGCCCGCUCCGGUGGCCACCCAUGCUCCUCUGCACCUUUGCGUUUGUAACAGAAACUGUAGAUCAUGGACGAUUCCCCGCUGUUUUUGCUUCUUGACGUGUUUCGUGUGUUGUUAGUAAAAUGAAAUGACUGUUUGCUGAGUGCA
Molecule: messenger RNA, 1252 nt
Organism: Setaria italica (foxtail millet)
Lineage: Eukaryota; Viridiplantae; Streptophyta; Magnoliopsida; Poales; Poaceae
Product: universal stress protein PHOS32
Exons: 2
Coding region: 208-1026 (272 amino acids)
Source: RefSeq, a predicted model, not a curated record